AGAGUGGAACAAGUAGUUAUUUUGGAAUACCAGGUCCACCUGGUAUUCCAGGACCGCCUGGUAUUCCAGGACCACCUGGUCCUGCUGGCUUUUGUCUUUGUAAUAACAUAUCAAAAUCAGAAAUGACAUCAACCGGUGAUGGAAAAGAUGUUGUAAACAACAUUGUUGGAUCUCCAAGUCCACCAGGUGUUAUAUAUGAAGCAGGACCACCAGGUGAGAAAGGAGAAAGAGGUCCACCUGGGUUGCAAGGUCUUCCUGGAGUUAAGGGUGAACCUGGGAAAGAUGGGACACCUGGUAUUGUUGGGCCACCUGGACCUCGUGGAUAUGUAGGUCCUCCCGGACCGCCAGGUCCACCCGCAACACAUCGUGCUAUUUUUGAUAUGGAUGGAGGAUUUGUUUCUGGAUUAUAUGGGUCAUCAGGUGAUGGUCCUUUUGGUCCCUAUAAUGGACGUCCAGGUGUUGUUGGUCCCCCAGGUCCACCUGGAAUUUCAGGAGAAAGAGGCUAUCCUGGUGAAAAAGGUGAAAUGGGACCAAAGGGUGAAAAAGGAGAUAAGGGAGAGACUGGACCUGAAGGACCUAUUGGCAAACCAGGAGAAAGAGGAUUAGAUGGCUUUAAUGGAGUGAAAGGAAGUAGAGGAGAUAAAGGUGAAAAGGGAGACUCUGCAUUACCUGGACUAGGAACUCCGGGUCCACCUGGACCUCCUGGCCCUCCCGGCCCACCUGGUGCUCCAGGUCUACCUGGGAUAAAUGAAAUAAUUAACAAUGAUAAAAUGGAUGGAUCUUUACCUGAUUUGGAAUAUGGAAGUGGUAUUGGAAUUCAAAGAAUUCCAGGUCCUAAGGGAGAUAAAGGAGAUAUUGGUGAAAUUGGUGAACCAGGUAUUCCAGGUAUUCCAGGUUCAAAAGGAGAAAAAGGCAGCAAAGGUGAUAAAGGUAAAGAUGGAAAAACUGGUCCACAAGGUCCUCAAGGUCCUAAAGGAGAAGUUGGUCCACCAGGAAUAGCUUCAGCAUCAAUAAGUGAUGUCAAAGGAGAAAAAGGAGAUCGUGGAAGAAGAGGGAAAAGAGGUUAUCCUGGACCUCCCGGACUUCCAGGCCCACCCGGUCCAGUAGGACCGAUAGGCGAAAUUGGUUUUCCAGGAUUUCCUUCAGGAGAGACUUUGUAUCAGGGCCGACCGGGUGUUCCUGGAAGACCUGGAGAUAAAGGAAUUCCAGGUCUUGGUAUUAAAGGAGAAAAAGGUGAAAGAGGAGUGCCAGGACCUCCAGGUCCACCUCUCAAUGGAUAUCUAGGAAAUGAUGGAAUUAGUUUUGUACAGCUUGGACCGAAAGGUGAACCUGGUGAAAGAGGACCAGCAGGACCACCAGGAGAAAGAGGACCUCCAGGUUAUCCCGGACCUGUAGGAAGAAAGGGUGAACCUGGAGAAUCUACUGGAGGAAUCAGUGGUGGUUUUAUUCCAGUUCCUGGACCUCCUGGUCCACCAGGACCACCUGGUCUACCAGGAGAUGUUUAUUCACAAUCAGGCAAUUUUGUACGAGGUCCUCCAGGUCCCCCCGGCCCUCCUGGUCCUCCAGGAACACCAGGCCAGUCAGAAGAAUCUAAAACUACUGUUGUACCAGGUGCUGUCACAUUUAGAAAUAUGGAGGGAUUAUUGAGGUUAUCAGAAAUAAGUCCUUUGGGUACUUUAGCAUUUGUACUAAAUGAAGAAACACUACUUGUUCGAGUCAGUGGAGGAUGGCAGUAUGUACCUUUGGGAUCCUUAGUUCCACUACCUUCAAUAACAACAACACCAAGUACAACAACAUUUGGACCAUUAAGUCCAGCAGUAGGAAGUUUGAAAUUAGAAAAAGCACCCAGGAUAAGGAGAAAGUUACGCAUGGCGGCAUUAAAUCAGCCAUAUUCGGGAGAUAUGCAUGGAGUCAGAGGAGCCGAUUACGAAUGUUACCGACAGUCUCGUCGUGCAAAUCUCAGAGGCACAUUCCGGGCCUUCCUCACGUCCAGAGUACAAAAUUUAGAAAGUAUAGUCAGGUUUAGAGAUGCAAAUCUCCCUGUUGUAAAUAUCAAGGGAGAAGUUAUUUUUAAUUCAUGGAAGGAUCUCUUCACGGGAGAAGGUGGAAGUUUCCCUCAUCCGCCCCGUAUUUAUUCUUUUGACGGCAGAAAUAUCCUUUCAGACAAUACUUGGCCUCAGAAAUUAGUGUGGCACGGUGCAGACAGACAUGGUGUCAGAGUAAUGGAAUCCUACUGUGACGCAUGGAAUUCGGGCAGUCUGGGAAAAGUCGGACUGGCCAGUUCACUACUGAGGAACAAACUACUCGACCAAGAAAAAUAUUCAUGCAAUAAUUCAUUCAUUGUUCUGUGUAUAGAAGUCACCAGUCAAGAUGAUUUUAAAAGAAAGAAACGCCAAGUUGACGACAUUGAACUCACUCCCAAGGAAUAUCAAGAUCUCUUGAAAGAAAUUGAAGAAAGCAAUAAGAGAAAUCCGUAACAAAUAAUCUUGAGGUAGGAGUUCGAAUGACUUUUUUUAUGUUGUUUCUCAUCGAAGAGCAAUAACGAGAAUGCAUUAUUUGAUUCAAGACUUAGUCAAAGUGAGUUCUUGCUUCAGAAAUUGUCCACACUUUAACAAACGAAUUGUAUAGUAUAUCUCCCACCAGUCUGUUGGGAUUUUACAAGAUAGUUUGAACUCUCAAACAAAGAAAAGGGAACAUCACUUUGACUUUUUUUCACCAUUUUCUAUGCAUUUUUCUUGAGCGACAAAUGUUGCCGUGCCAAUUAACUGACUUAGCCUUCCCUCCAGUGUGUGUAUAUUGUUAAGUGCCAAGUAUGAACUACUGUAUAGUCUAGUCUUUCCGGAACUAUGUUGACUGUUAUUGAAGCAAUAGAUGUCAUAUUUGUAGAUGCAGAUAUCCGAAAAUCAAAUAUGCUGGAGAAUUCUCUCUAAAAUGUGGAGAAUGGGGUGCAUAUGUCACAGUGUAAAUUAUUAUGUGAAUAUUUAAUAAAUUUCAUGAAAUUUGUGAAAUAUUCUCUUGGUUUGUAAUUUUAUUUUAAAAAAUUGACUGUGUAUAAGUAAUU
Messenger RNA from Centruroides sculpturatus (bark scorpion), 3061 nucleotides. RefSeq names its product collagen alpha-3(IX) chain-like. The transcript has 22 exons. The coding region runs from base 123 to 2477 and encodes 784 amino acids. The record is from RefSeq and is a predicted model, not a curated record. Lineage: Eukaryota; Metazoa; Arthropoda; Arachnida; Scorpiones; Buthidae.